This is a messenger RNA of Babesia bigemina, 768 nucleotides long. RefSeq lists its product as hypothetical. NCBI's taxonomy places the organism in Eukaryota, Apicomplexa, Aconoidasida, Piroplasmida, Babesiidae. Bases 1 to 768 code for a protein of 255 amino acids. The transcript has a single exon. The record is from RefSeq and is a predicted model, not a curated record.
AUGGUUGUGUACGACAGUCUUUUGGAAGCUCCGUCAAACCUGAAGGAGUCGUUUGACUGGAUCGUGGCCGUUAGAAGAUGCAGUGGAAUACCGAUUCUCGCCAAGGCUCUGUAUCUUGUACUAUUACGUGGUGCAGCAAACCUUCCAGAUGUAAAAAAUAUGAAGGGAGGCAACGUGUCCAACGUGCUCUCCGAUGAUGCAGAUUACGAUGAUUGGGACUUCGAUGAUGGAGCCAACAAGAUUAUAAAAGGAUCUCAUCUGCCUAGACGUGGGGGGCUCACAAAACCAACUUCUUGGGUUGAUAACGUUAUGAUCAAGCUGAAUUUAAUGGAUGAAAAGGAAACAGAGGUGAAGAUGAAUGAGUUAUAUCGUCACCUGUCAAAAGCUUCUAUUAGAAUUCAAUUGAUUUUGCUAAACCUUAUUAAUGACUCAACGUAUGUUGAAUCGUAUGGAAGAGAUGUAACUUGGGAUAAUUCUUGUGCCGAAAACCCUUGGGAAUGCGCGGAUAUUUUCAUCUCCUUACUCAUUCCCCUGUGCGACGACCUUAAUUUUAUCCAGAGUGAGUGUAAUAAGCGCUCCAAUUUAGACAGCAAACUUAAUGGUACUGGCCAACGUUCCGUAGGCAAGAUGUUUGCAUCCGUGGGAUUCAACCUUAAAGACUUUAUCCCCAAAGGAACCUGUAGGGAUUUCCUCAAAUAUUACGAACCUCUAAAAACCCAGUUGGAAUUCUUAGACGGCAUUGUGUGUAAGUAUACGGUUGAAACGUGA